This is a messenger RNA of Rhodotorula toruloides NP11, 441 nucleotides long. Its product is annotated as chaperone protein. The transcript is spliced from 3 exons. Gene Ontology annotation, molecular function: ATPase activator activity; ferrous iron binding. The record is from RefSeq and is a predicted model, not a curated record. Lineage: Eukaryota; Fungi; Basidiomycota; Microbotryomycetes; Sporidiobolales; Sporidiobolaceae. Gene Ontology annotation, biological process: positive regulation of ATP-dependent activity. Bases 1 to 441 code for a protein of 146 amino acids.
AUGUCGACCUACAUCCGCACGGCCUACCGCCAUCUCAUCCUCCGCCACCACCCCGACAGAGCUCUCCAUGGGCAGGAUGAGCAGGGGAUUGGCGAGGCACGCGAAUUGAACGAGGCGUGGGAGGUCUUGGGCGACGAGGAGACGAGGGACGAGUAUGACCAGGCGAGGAGGCAGUACUUGGCAGCGUCGCGCGCCUCGUCGAACGCCUACGCCAUCUCGCUCUCCCUGGAUCUCUUCGAACCACACUACGCCUCGCUUUCCUCCACCUCUCCUUCCAGCUCCUCGCCUGAAGACGAAGAGCCAAUCUACUACACCCACCCCUGCCGCUGCUCCUCGCACUUCCUCGUCACGCGCGAGCAGCUCGAGGAGGGCGUCGAGGUCGUGGGGUGUGAGGGCUGUAGCGAGAGAUGUAGGGUCGAGUAUGAGGUGGUGGAAGAGUGA